AUGACUGAAGAGUCUGAUGCGAUCCGUGGUUGUAUGCAACAGUCUCACGCCUACACACCGCCAUGGUUUCUACGGUCCAUGUCGUCUGUCGCUCCGUUUAAGGCGAACAUAACAGAGAUGAUAGCCUGGGAAACCCAUUUAAAUACAGAUUAUAUCAUCUGUAUACAAAGCACAUCUUGGAGUAUGUCAUUCACAAAUUAUAUCGCUUAUGAGGACCUAAAAAGUGGGCGGAACCGCAUCGGACAUUAUGACCUCUCUGAGAAGACUAUCCAGCCUUUGAGCUUCAUAUCCGGAACCCAUCUGGACAACCUUUACCAGGUCAUUGAAGUUGGCGAAGCGAACAUCAUCCCCUCCGGGAGCCCCUUUUCAGCCUCAUCAGCGAAAAUACUUCCUCCGUUCACGGGCCGCGAUGUGCUAUGUGUAGGCAAAAACUAUGCCGAGCACGCCAAAGAGUUCAAUAGCUCGGGUUUUGAUAGCUCGGAUAAAGUUGAUACGCCGUCUCAUCCCGUCAUCUUCACCAAACGCUUCACAUCGAUCAUUGGGGACGGCGAGGAGAUCUUCCCACAUCCGGAAUUCACGCAGACGGCUGACUAUGAGGGUGAGAUUGGCGUUGUCAUUGGCAAACCUGGGUUCCGUGUCUCAGAGGAUGAUGCGAUGAGCCAUGUUUGGGGUUAUACGAUUGUGAAUGAUAUGACGGCGCGCGAGCGACAACGAGAUCACAAGCAGUUUUAUAUCGGCAAGUCGCCUGAUACGUUCUGCCCAAUGGGCCCGAUUGCUGUCCCUGCAUCGAAACUCGACAAAGUCCUCUGCGUGCAGACGCAUGUCAAUGGCGAGCUACGACAGAAUGCAACUACAGACGAUCUAAUCUUCUCGAUUCCGUAUCUGAUCAAGACAAUGUCUGAAGGGCAGACACUGAUGCCUGGUGACGUUCUGGCUACUGGUACCCCAGCUGGUGUUGGUAUCGGAAGGAAGCCACCCGUGUAUCUCAGACCCGGAGACACAAUAGCUGUCUCAGUGACCGGGCUAGGCACUCUGACGAACCGCAUCGCGGAUCUGAACUCACCGAAUCCUAUUGUAAAGCGAGUCCAAAACAUAUCUCACUUGCCACAGACCAACACUACGAAGAGCGUUGAUACCUCUAUGCUAACACAGAUCAAUAACAAGCCUCUGUUCUACAAGCAUCUAGGUGAUAGCAAGAAAUCGCCAAUCGUGUUCAUCCACGGCCUCGGCGGUAGUUCCGAGUUCUACACUCCAUUGAUUGAUUCCAUAGACUUAAAGACAGCUCAUUCUCUUCACCUCUUCGACCUCGAAGGGCAUGGUCUCUCGCCGACGUCUCCGCUCAACAGGCUCAGCAUCGAGUCCUUUACGGAAGACGUAAAUGGUAUCUUCGAAUCCGCGAAUAUAACGUCCGGUGCCAGCAUCAUAGCCCACUCAAUGGGUUGUUUAGUUGCAGUAAAUUUUGCACUCACACAUCCUGGCAAGGUCUCCAAGCUCAUUCUACUCGGUCCCCCGCCGUCGCCACUUCUAGAAGCCGAUAGUAAUGCGACUUUCGCUCGUGCUGAGAUGGUGCGUACGAAAGGUAUGGCGGCGGUUGUCGAUGUUGUUGCUGCGGCAGGUACAUCAGCGACGACAAAGGCCUCGAACCAACUCGCAGUAGCAGCGGUGCGCAUGUCACUGCUCGGCCAGGAUCCUGAAGGCUAUGCGAAAGCGUGUGCGGCGCUUGCGGGAGCGAAAGGCCUAGAUUUUGGCGCAAUCCAAGCGACAACGACGACGCUGAUUGUAACUGGAAGUGAAGAUGAGGUUUCGCCGCCGCAGCUGUGCGAGGAGUUUGUCAAGGCGUUGAAAGGGAAGGCAAGCUUGGAAGUGUUACAUAAAAUUGGGCAUUGGCAUGUUUUCGAGGAUCUGCAGGGUGUUUCGAGCGCGGUCAACGACUUCUUGAGAUGACAUCGCCUUAGGGAGAGCAUAAACGAACUUGUGCGUUUCGUUCUACAGAGUCUGAUUGCGUUCACCGAAAAUGUAGCAGCCAGCGCGUACCUCUCCGUACCCACAAGCAUCCAAGAAGUUUCAAUAGACAAGUCUUGAACGUUCAUCCAUCGAGCUGAGCUCGCCGACUUUUCGCGAGCGACGUCAAGACAUUCCCACCCAAGUGUCGUUCCUCCGAACACUGGAUAGCGCGCUGAACUUGUGUCCACAGUCUCAAAACUGAGCCGGAGACUAGUUACCGCUAGUGCACUCGAGAUCGGACUGUGAUGUCAAUGUUCGAGUCGUUGUACACACAUUCGUAUUCGGUUAAUAAUCCCGAACGCUCAUGCAAGCAUCGUAUGGCAAGACA
Molecule: messenger RNA, 2332 nt
Organism: Cucurbitaria berberidis CBS 394.84
Lineage: Eukaryota; Fungi; Ascomycota; Dothideomycetes; Pleosporales; Cucurbitariaceae
Exons: 4
Coding region: 1-1944 (647 amino acids)
Molecular function (GO): acetylpyruvate hydrolase activity
Source: RefSeq, a predicted model, not a curated record